CCAUGUUCUGGUCAGUGGCUGGAAGGCGGUGGGCGGGGCGGAGCGUUUCCGGCGCGAAGCUGUGACGCACUCAAUCGGCGCCGGGGCCUCUCCGGCGGUCGGUCGGUGGUGGGAGAUGGCGGAGUAUCUGGCCUCCAUCUUCGGCACAGAGAAGGACAAAGUCAACUGUUCAUUUUAUUUCAAAAUUGGAGCUUGCCGUCACGGGGACAGAUGUUCUCGAUUGCACAAUAAACCAACAUUUAGCCAGACCAUCUUGAUUCAAAACAUCUAUCGUAAUCCCCAAAACAGUGCACAGACGGCUGACGGCUCACACUACCAUUGCCCUCUUGAACAUUUACCGUAACCCUCAAAACUCUUCCCAGUCUGCUGACGGUUUGCGCUGUGCUGUGAGCGAUGUUGAAAUGCAGGAACAUUAUGAUGAAUUCUUUGAGGAGGUCUUCACGGAAAUGGAAGAAAAAUAUGGUGAAGUUGAGGAAAUGAACGUUUGUGAUAACCUUGGAGAUCAUCUAGUUGGAAAUGUAUAUGUAAAGUUUCGUCGUGAAGAAGAUGCAGAAAAGGCUGUGAUUGAUCUGAACAAUCGCUGGUUUAAUGGUCAGCCAAUUCAUGCUGAACUUUCACCUGUGACUGACUUCAGAGAAGCUUGUUGCCGUCAAUAUGAAAUGGGAGAGUGUACGCGAGGAGGUUUCUGUAACUUUAUGCAUUUGAAGCCCAUUUCCCGAGAAUUGCGACGUGAAUUAUAUGGACGUCGUCGUAAGAAGCAUAGAUCCAGGUCAAGGUCCCGUGAACGUCGUUCUAGAUCCAGAGAUCGUGGUCGUGGAGGUGGUGGAGGAGGAGGCGGCGGCGGUGGUGGCGGCGGUGGAGGAGGAGGAGGAGGAGGACGGGAACGUGAUAGGAGGCGGUCAAGAGAUCGUGAAAGAUCUGGUCGAUUCUGAGCCAUGCCAUUUUUACUAUUGUGUCUGGUAGAAAGUGUUGUAGUCAAUUGACCAAACAAGUUCCUAAUGAGAUUUUUUUUAAAAAAGAUGGGCUUCUGAAUAAAAAUUUGUAGUGAUACAGUAUACUUUGUGUAACUUGUUUCUUGUGGGGGAAGUCUUUUUUUAACUGUCAUUCCUCUUUCUUGACAAAUAGCUGGAUUAACUAUGCUUGCGGUAAAGGUGGCAAAUGUAUUGGAGGUGUGCAAGUUUUUACAUUCAGGUAUGAAUUAACUGUUAAGGAAAAUGUGCAUGCCUGUGUAUAUAAUAUAAAAUAGUAUAUUAUAUACAUGGAUAAAGUGCUAUAUUGCUUAAGAGACAGUUACAAUUUAAGUUUCCCUUUUCUGCUAUGCUGUCUGCUUAUUUAGGUUAGUUUAGGCACAUUUAAAGGAAGGCUGUGCAAAGUGCAUUUAUUUACUCAGUAGAAAUCUAAGUUGCAAAAAUAUGUAUGUUAAUAGAAGUCUGUGCACUGUCUAUCACUGUGACUGUGGCAUUUACAAUAAAUCCAAUUCAUUGAUGUAAAA
Chrysemys picta bellii (western painted turtle) is the source of this 1492-nucleotide messenger RNA. It is a transcript of the gene U2AF1, whose product is annotated as U2 small nuclear RNA auxiliary factor 1. Gene Ontology annotation, biological process: mRNA splicing, via spliceosome. Gene Ontology annotation, cellular component: U2AF complex; spliceosomal complex. The record is from RefSeq and is a predicted model, not a curated record. Gene Ontology annotation, molecular function: metal ion binding; pre-mRNA 3'-splice site binding. Lineage: Eukaryota; Metazoa; Chordata; Testudines; Emydidae.